Messenger RNA from Corvus hawaiiensis (hawaiian crow), 1920 nucleotides. RefSeq names its product E3 ubiquitin-protein ligase RNF186 (gene RNF229). Gene Ontology annotation, biological process: protein autoubiquitination; proteasome-mediated ubiquitin-dependent protein catabolic process; protein K29-linked ubiquitination. The record is from RefSeq and is a predicted model, not a curated record. Gene Ontology annotation, cellular component: endoplasmic reticulum membrane. NCBI's taxonomy places the organism in Eukaryota, Metazoa, Chordata, Aves, Passeriformes, Corvidae. The coding region runs from base 527 to 1507 and encodes 326 amino acids. Gene Ontology annotation, molecular function: ubiquitin protein ligase activity. The transcript has a single exon.
GGCUCGCUGCAUUUGAGCCGCUUCCAGAAGCUGACAAACCAGACUGGUUAGAGCCAGGCUCGGCCCCAGCCCUGCCUGGCCCACGGCAGGAGGCAGCUGCCUGCGCGGGUGCCCGCCACGCCUGCACCCUUCUGGCACAGCGGGCAGCGCCCGGCAGCGCCCAGCUCGGUGCCCUCUCCUCUGGACCGUGGCGGGUCAGUACUGCGCUGGUGCUGGGGAGGAGGAAGAGGAGGAGGAGGAAGAGGCUGUUGGGUGCUCACGGUGCUGCCCCUCUUGGGGUGGCCUUUCGGUGAGGGUGAUGGGGCUGCACCCGGCGUCAGAGGCUCCUGACCCACUGCUCUGGGAGGGCGCCCCAAACCGCCCUGGAGGGAUGUUGCGGCUCUGUGCGGACACUGCUGCCUUCAAACCCUUCGGGCAGCCGUGCUGAGGGAGCCUCCUGCCCUGGAGCAGCACCCACAUCCCGCACCCAGCCCCGAGGGGCGUCGGGGGUCGGGGGCCGAGCGGGGUGGCCGCUCUGGCCACCCUGAUGGAGCCGGCGGAGGGCGAGGAGGCCGAGCCUGGCCCGCAGCCGGUGCGGGCGGCCGGUGGGGAAGGCUGUGCCGGGCAGAGGGACGAGAGCGAACCUGUGGGGCCGGGGGACCCCGGGGAGCCGCCCCGGCUCUGUGGAGAGGCGUCUGCUGCUGCCUGGGGAUGCUGGGACCCGCCGCCGGCGGAGGAUGCCAGGGAGCCGCUCCUGCCCGGGCAUGAGGAGCCGCCUGCCCGCGGUGCCUCCCUGCCUGCGGGGCAGGACCCUCCCGCUGCCGACACCGCCGGCCCCGUCCUGCCCCGCGGGGAGAGCCCGGCGCCGCGGGGGACAUCGCCCAGCUGCGAAAGCGUCUCCAGCUCCAUCCUGAGCCUCUUCGGCGAGGCAGAGGGCACAUCGAGCGAUGAGGUGGCGGUGGCAGCAGAGCCGUGCCCCGUGCUGGCGGGCAGCGACGAGGAGUGCCCCAUCUGCACGGAGCCCUACGACGAGCAGCGGCACAAGCCGGCCGUGCUGAACUGCAACCACGGGCUGUGCCGCGCCUGCCUGCGGGCCAUCAUGGCCACGGCCACCGGCGCCGAGCUCGGCCGCGUGCGCUGCCCCAUCUGCCGCCAGAAGACGCCCAUGCUGGAGUGGGAGAUCUGCAAGCUGCAAGAGGAGCUGCUCCUGCUGCACGCCCAGCCCGGCUCCCCCGGAGCCCUGGCCGCCUCCCGGCCCGCUGCCCUGCCGCCCCGGCGCCCGGGCCUGGCCGGCGCCCUCGAGCAUCGCUUCCAGGUGCGCUUCCACACCAGCCGCAUGUUCGGGUGCCUGCCCUGCGUGCGGUACCCGCCCUGCCUGAUCCGCGCCCUGGCCCGGCUGGAGCGGCGCUGCCGCUGCUGCUACCUCCUGCUGCUGGCGCUGCUGCUGGCGGCAGAGAUGCUCAGCCUGCUCCUCAUCUUCCUCCCCAUCGUCCUCAUGGUGAUGCUCUUCCUCAUCCUCGACAAAUAGCGCUGCGUUUGUGCCCGCAGGCUGAGCGUGCGUUGGAAGAGGAGCCCGGCUCUGGCUCGGCUGUGGUGACAGCCGGGAGCAAGCCUGUGACCCUGGUGCCUGCCAGUGAGCCCGGAGCGGGUGAGGCAGCGGAGGAGCAGGAGCAGGCAGCUGAGGGAGGCGGCCCUGGAGCUGGGCAUCACCUGCACCCGGGCACCAGGUGACUCAUCAGUGCCGCAGCCAAGGAGCGGAUGGAGUGGGAGCCCUUCCUGCGAUGGGCACAUCCCUGGCCUGGGGCUGGGGACCAGAGAGGCUCUGCGGGCAGAGCAGGGCUGUGCCGGGGGCUGUGCCAUGGAUUGUGCCACCUGCACCCAGGACAGAUGGGCCGGGAUCCCCCAGCAUGGACUGAAAAUACAACCUGUGUUUGUACCACA